AUGGCGAGCGGCGGGCGGCGUUCGGGGGAGUUGGGCUCGUUACGUGGUCAAGUCUUUGGCGGCUGGCGGGGGGAGGGGAGGUGCACCAGCCGGGACGCCGCGGGUUUAAAACGUGCGCGUGAGGUGAUCAGGGCGCGUGCGCGAGGGUGUGGAGGGGACGGGAGGGGCACCCGCCGUCUUCCGGGGGGGAGGGGCGGCGAGGCGAGGCCUGCGGAGCGGGUGCGCGCGGGCGCCCCGCAUCAACCCCCACCCCCACCCCGGCCCCUGCUCUCCGGAGGCGGUCGAGGAAGACACUUAAAGAUGAAGUGCCUAAUUCAAGGUCACACAGUGUCGGGAAUGGACCUCCAGAUUUCCUUACUGGUGACAACCCAGAGGCGCCAAGACAGGGGUCCCCAACCCAUCUGUGGCCCAUCAGGAACGGGUUGCACAGCAGGAGGUGAGACAUGGUCUUGUAACACAGUGGUCAAGAGUGUGACUUUGGAGCCAGCCUGUUGGGGGCUGAAUUCUGACUCAGCCAUUUGCUAACUGUGUGACCUUGGGUAAUUCAUUUACCUUCUCUGUCCUUCAAUUUUAUCUUGGUAAAGUAGGGAUAAUGAUAGUACCUAUUUAUGGGGUUAUUGUGAGGAAUAAAUCCAAGUAAAAUGCUUAGAAUAGCAAUUGAAACAUAGCACUCAAUAAAUAUGAUUUAAUUUUCAUUUCU
Molecule: messenger RNA, 700 nt
Organism: Cebus imitator (Panamanian white-faced capuchin)
Lineage: Eukaryota; Metazoa; Chordata; Mammalia; Primates; Cebidae
Product: squamosa promoter-binding-like protein 14
Exons: 5
Coding region: 1-525 (174 amino acids)
Source: RefSeq, a predicted model, not a curated record